Messenger RNA from Entrophospora sp. SA101, 2406 nucleotides. The record is from the annotation of a GenBank genome assembly. Lineage: Eukaryota; Fungi; Glomeromycota; Glomeromycetes; Entrophosporales; Entrophosporaceae.
AUGAAGAAUGUUUGGGAUCUUGAAGAAGUAGUUACUACGCCCAAUUCAGCUCUUAGGUUACAUUCCAAAAUUAUAAAGCAGAUAGCACAAUUCUUAGAGUCACAACUAGAUCGAUACAACUUAUGUUUAGUUAACAAGACAUGGUCACCAGUAGCUAAGAGUGUGUUGUGGUCAGAGCCAAAUUUCAAGACGCCGGAUUCUCUUCGCUUUUUUCUACGAGCAGUUAAAGAAUCAAGACAAUGCGCUUUAAGAGUUCAAUCUCUUAAUCUAUGUGCACCAGAGGAAAAUAUCACUAGUGACAUUUUCCUACCUGUAUUAAAUUCCGAGCGACAAGAGCAUAAAAUAAUGUCAACCUAUGUCAUAUCAAGACCAAAUUUCAUAUUAAAUCUUGUAAAGAUAUGUGAAAAUGUACAAAAAAUUAAAGUUUAUGGAUGGAAUUUAUCUGAUAAUCAUCUACAAUCAUUAUCACAAAAUUGUCCAAAACUCAAGGAAAUUUUAGCAUUCUAUUCAUCGAUAAAUUAUAUGCAUGAUCUUUGUGUGUUGGAUUUAGAUGGUGAUUUUAAUUUGUCUGAUGGCUUUGCAGAAAUACUACCAACCAGAUGUCCAAUGCUUGCUUCACUUAAACUUUCGACUAAAUCAAUGACGGAAAAAGGAUUUGAUUCACUAGCAAAAAAAUUUACUAAACUUACUAACCUAAUAUUACAAAAUUGUCCUCAUCUUAUCGAUGAAAACAUUGAAAGUUUUGUUAAAAAAAAUCCUAAACUACAAAAACUUCAAUUAUUAAGUAAAGGCCUUACCAUCAAAACAUUUCAAGUGGUGAUAUAUUAUGCAAAGGAACUAGUAUAUUUUGAUUUUAGGUGCUUACAAGAAGAAAUUAGUAUUUUACCAAACGAGAUGCAAUGGUUAAGGCCAGUUUGUCAUAAUUUGGAUACACUUAUACUUGAAAAUUUACCAAUUGAUGACCAUAUAAUUUCAACUAUCGUUAUACAUUGUAAAAAAAUGAAAAAUAUUGGACUUUCAAAAUGUUCAUAUAUAACUGAUGAUUCGAUCAAUAGCAUCGCAUCUAAUCAAAAAAACCUUUGUUUGAUAAAUUUAGUUGAGUGUAGGAACAUUACAGAUCUCUCUCUUAAAUAUUUAGGUGGUGGUGGAAAUCAAACUAGUAAUAAUAAUAAUAGUAGUAGUCAUUCAAUUGCACAUGUUAUUAUAGAUUCAUGUGGUUCAUUUGCACCAGAAGCUAUACAUUGGUUUGUCAAUGUUUCACCAAAACUCGAAAAAAUAAUUUUGCAUGGGAUGCCAUCAAUCAUCAAUUCUUUUAUCUAUCAAUUUUCUGCAGAAUAUCAACAAAAAAAGCAACAAAAUGGAAUAUAUAAUUCGAUUGACGCUAAAGCAAAAUGCACUCUCAUUAAAUUGUCGUUAGAAUUGGGUUUACCUACAAAUGUUAUUGAUCAUACAAAACACACUUUUAUCACCACCGCCACUGCAACCGCAACCACAUCUUCAAUUUCUGCAUCAGCGCAACAUCGACAUGAUUCGUGGACUACAGUUAUUAAAAAAACACGAAGUUGUUGGUCAUCGAUUAAUAUAAAAUUACCUAAGAAAAAAGGAUACCGUAAAGAAGUCGCACAGAGUCGGUCAAUUUAUGAUAAUAAUAAUGAUAAUGAUCAUGCAGUAGAAGUGGGUAACGAUAAGCAAGUAAAUAAUGAAUUAAAAUCAACAACAAUAAAAGGAUAUAAAUCGUCAUGGAAUAAACCUAUUGGAGGUGAAGAUGAUUUAGGUGGAUGGGCAGAUUUUGGAAUCCAGUCAAGACAUGACGACUAUAACAAUAAAGAUAAAGAUGCCGUUGUUGUGGACUCCCAUCAACAAAAUAUUUCCAAAUUAUUCAUCUCGCCUGACUCCAUUAACAAUGAUUGUGAUGUUAAUGAUGAUAAAGAAAUAUUAGUUGAUAUUGGUACUUGGGAUAAACCAGGAUCAGUAAUAGAUAUGAUUUGGGAUUCCAGUGCAACUGAACAAUCAAACUCUGACAAUACAAUUGAAGUCGAAGAGGAGGAGGAAUCGAUUAAAAAGAGUGUUUACUCUAAGAAUAAAAAUGAAACGAUGACAGUUGCUAAUAAUAAAAAAGUUGUUAUUGAUGAUGAUGAUGAAGGAUGGGGAACACCACCUGAAAGUGCUAUUGCAUGGAAUGAUCCUCGACAAGGGGAAAAAGUUCAACGACAACAUCAGAAAGAAGAAAGUUGUCAUAAGGAAGCAUGUGCAAUCCAAGCCUGUCUUCAAAAAAACAAUUAUCAAGAGUCAAAAUGUCAAGAAUCGAUUAAUCAAUUGUAUCAAUGCUGUGAAAAAUUAUUGAAAUCAGGUGGAGAAUCAGCAAGUUGUUCAAAGAAGAUAAUGAAAAAUAAGGAUUUUUUGUAA